CGUUUCGAGACCCCUGUUGUGGCGCCUUCAGGGGUUCAUUUUCAGGGUUGACCCCGACUGCCCCUCCAUGACUUCAAUUUAUUUUUGUGAUCGAGACUUGGACUUUUAUAUAUAUAAAUUUUAAAACGUCUCGACCAUUUUCCACCAUUGACAUCUGCGAGACGGAAGACAAUUAUACUUUGCACGCAACUUGAGAAGAAACUCUCGACCAACCUGAGUCUGGGACUCAGGACAACUUCAGAAUCUCGCAAUCGAAAGCUUCAGGCGCCAACUUUUCAAUCUGCCCCAGAAUGUUGCCCAAAGUCCUCCUUGUCUGUCUGCUGGAUCUGAUUGCUGUGAAAUCAGCACUGGGAUGGAAUCAUGUGUCUAGAGCCAAGUUCGAAUAUAUUGUCAACGAGAAACCUUUGGCCUUAGUAGCUUUCGUCGCGCCUUGGACGGAACCUAGCAAGGCACUCGAAGCAGAAUGGCUCGCAGCUACAUCGCAAACGAAGACAGCCCUGCUAAGUGUCGACUGCAAAACUGAAGCAGAUCUUUGUCAAGAACAAGGCGUGAUCUCAUACCCCGCCAUCCGGGUAUUCGAUGGAAGCGAGAAGGUGAGAAGGUACAAAGGCCCUCGAAAGGCUUCAGCCAUUGUAUCUUUCCUAAACCGCGCAGUUCUUCGCGCAGUUCUUCCCGUAGUCUCUACCCUUGACCAAAAAAACAUCACCGAGUUCAAAUCUGGGGACGAAGCAGUUAUAAUUGCAUACAUCCCAGAAGAAGAGAAGGCAUUGAAAGCAGCGUUCAUGGAGCUAGCGUCCCGAAACCACGAUAAAUUUACCUUCGGUAUUGCCUCGGACAAGACCCUGGCUAAAGCCGCAAAUAUACAGAUUCCCAGUGUUGUGGUACACAGACCGAAGGAAGGAGAGCAGGAAGUGCUACCCGGCCCAUCAGGUAUUGAUGUGCUGGAAAGUUUCCUGGAGACGGCGACGGCGCCUUCAAUUGGAGAGUUCACUCGCAGGAAUGAGCUGAAAUACAUGAAAGCCGGAAAGUCCCUCGUCUACUACUUCGCCCCCACAUCCCAAGACCGCGAAACCUACCGCGAAUCUCUGAAACCUCUAGCCAAGAAAUUCAAAGAGUAUCUAAAUUUUGUGACAGUCGAUGCUGUAGAAUACGGACACAUGCUCCCCGCUCUCGGAAUCCAGGAUACCGGGUCUCCAGCACUAGCAGUUUUUAACCCGAUGUAUGGGCAGGCGUUUCCUUAUGACCAGAAGAAGAUUACGCCUGAGACGGUAGAGAGUUUUGUGAUGGACAUCGUGCAAGGGAAGGUGCAGCCGUUAGGAGCUGGAGGGGAGGAACUCAAACACACUGAGCUAUAGUAAUCCAUCCGAUUGUGAAAUUGAAUUCUCAAAGUUUGGGUUUUGACAGAAGUCCCUUUCUAGGAGGUGCAGCAGAAUACAACACAACACCGUUCUUGGUGAACGUCCUUGCUACCUCCUGACCGCCAUCCUCGCUGGUCAGCCAAUCUACGAACUCGUGUGCAAGUUCCUUGUUAUCGGAUUUCGAAGAGACUAAUGCGUGAGCUGGGUUCAGCAAUGGGUCAUCUUCAUCGUCUUCACCGAGUUUCUAUUCGAUUGUGAUUGUCAGCGCUCAGCCCCAUACAGAAAGCAUCGGGAGUUCAUACAAAGACCAUCAACUUCUCCCUAAUCCAAGGCUCCACAGACCACCAAGUC
Molecule: messenger RNA, 1709 nt
Organism: Hyaloscypha bicolor E
Lineage: Eukaryota; Fungi; Ascomycota; Leotiomycetes; Helotiales; Hyaloscyphaceae
Product: thioredoxin-like protein
Exons: 6
Coding region: 291-1355 (354 amino acids)
Biological process (GO): protein folding; response to endoplasmic reticulum stress
Cellular component (GO): endoplasmic reticulum
Molecular function (GO): protein disulfide isomerase activity
Source: RefSeq, a predicted model, not a curated record